Molecule: messenger RNA, 1755 nt
Organism: Solenopsis invicta (red fire ant)
Lineage: Eukaryota; Metazoa; Arthropoda; Insecta; Hymenoptera; Formicidae
Exons: 2
Coding region: 299-1720 (473 amino acids)
Cellular component (GO): extracellular region
Molecular function (GO): chitin binding
Source: RefSeq, a predicted model, not a curated record
GCUAGAAGACAAGAUUUUUUAAUUUCUCUCUUUUCCUCUGGCUGUCCAAGAUUUUCAACAUUUUCGCGUUAAUGAUUUCAAUAUAUCCGCUUUUAUACACCAUUUCUAAAAUUCUACUCGAUUAGACACCGGCAAAUAGAUAAUGUAGUGGACAGAGGUCAAGUAACUGUACGUGAAAGGUGUGAAACAAAAUACUUGUCGCAGAGCUUCUGCACGAGUUUGUACUCACGUGUGAAAAGUACAUAAUGUCUCGAAGCAGAACAGACGAAACUGCAGUCUGUAACAGUUGCGACACGGGAUGCUGUUCGUAUCAGUCUUCCUCGCGUGCAGCCUAAUCUGCCUAGCGAGCUCCUCGAGAUGCCCGGAACCGAGGAAGCCGCAUCUAACGAGUUGCACGAUUUUCUACAAUUGCAUGAAUCUACCCGGCGGUGGUUACGUGUGGAUCCCAUCGAAAUGUACCGAGGGCUUGGUGUUCCAACCAUAUUUGCGGAUGUGCGUGGUUCCCGGUGAUAUCUGGACGUGUGACACACUCUCAACCGAGCGCGCUCCCGUAACGAAGAAGCACGGGAUACUCGAGUCGAUGGAUACUAGCUAUCUGGGAUAUACGCAGGAUCCCUCGGGAUUCUCCGAAACAAUCGAUUCGUCCUACGUGAUCGACGACUUCUCCGACUUGACAACUGAGGCAACCGCGUAUCCCUUAAUCGAAUUCGAAGAGGACAAAACGAAGCAAGAAGACAAGAGCGUGAGAAACGCGUCCUAUCACAGGGAGGAGAAUUAUUUGUACAUCUACACAAACAGCCAAGAGCAAUCACCGUUCUCCCUGAUACAAGAAUACAAGAACAUCCUGGACAGUCAUUACAAAUGGCUGAACGAAUUGAUGAGCCAGUUACAGGCUUACAACGGGCUAUCAGCUACAGUAACGGACUCCUUGACGAUACCCAUCAAAGACGCCACAAUCGUAAAGCCGACGCAAACUAUUACCAUACUCGCGUCUCAUAAUCAACAGCAGAACGUAUCGUUGAACUACCUUGCGCAAGGCCACACCGAGGGAAACGAGUUACAUAACGGUGAACCGACCGAAUUAGUGGAGACCGGUGGGCCUCAACAGAUCGUCGCGACAACGGACAGCACCGUUUCGACAGAGAGCACCCUAGAGCUGCUAAUCAACAGUCUGGACUCCGAUAACAGCAUAAUAAGAAUCAGUGAUAAUCUCGGAAACAAACAGUAUCUCACAAUCGAGCGGUACAGGGCCGUGGCGCAUCGAUUAACGCCGCGGACCGUUACCGUCGUGGCGUGCACGAGAAACGUCCGUCUGCCGAACAGGACCGACUGUAACCGGUAUUACACAUGCGAGCCAAAAACGGCCACUGUAGUGGAGUACUCGUGCCCGCUGCACACGGCUUUUAACGUGUACUCGCGAAUCUGCGACGUCGAGAGCGUGAAAACGUGCAGCCGGAACCAUAGGCCUCUUACAAAUGAAAUAUUUAUCGAACGUGCCGAAGACAAAGCUACGACGGCACACGAAGAAGCUGAGGAGAGUUUGUGCCGAGAGCUCGGUAAAAUCAAGGAUCCCACUUCCGAUUCUCAUUAUUACAUCUGUUACAACAUGCCGGAUUCCGAAGAAAUCAAAUCGAUCCGAAUGACCUGCCCGAAUACCCUGAUAUUUUGCCAGAGCAAGAAAGUGUGCACCACCAGACGACUGUGCGACGUCCUGCCGUGAAAUAAAACAAGAAUUUCCUCUUUUUUUUCUUUACC